Zingiber officinale is the source of this 1201-nucleotide messenger RNA. RefSeq names its product phytochrome A-associated F-box protein-like. The transcript has a single exon. Gene Ontology annotation, molecular function: protein binding. Lineage: Eukaryota; Viridiplantae; Streptophyta; Magnoliopsida; Zingiberales; Zingiberaceae. The coding region runs from base 104 to 1120 and encodes 338 amino acids. The record is from RefSeq and is a predicted model, not a curated record.
AACCAUUCAACAUAGCCAUAUAGGAGGAGGGAUUGGGGUUCCCUUUCUCCCAAAAUUUUGCAUCCAAAUCGGAACUUCCCUCAUUCAAUUUUAUUGAAUUCCGAUGGCGUCCUCCGCCUCCACCGGUACCGCCGCCGCCGCUGCAGCCACCGGCUCUUGCUCCCCCUUCGCCUCUCUCUCCGACGACAUCGUCCUCAACAUCCUCGCCAAGCUCGAGGCCGAUCCCCGACACUUGGCCCGCCUCGCCUGCGUCUGCUCCCGCCUCUCCUCUCUCAUCCGCACCGUCUGCUACCGCUCCAUCUGUUCCCGUUCCCUCCCCGCGGAUCUCCUCCCCUCGCCCACUGAGGCCGCCGCCGCCGCCUCCUCUUGGCCAUCCCUCUACAAGCUCUCCGUCUGCUGCCCAGGCCUCUACCGCGCCGGCGUCCUCCUCGAACAUUCCGACUUCGGGCUCGAGCGCGACAUCGGCCCGCAUCUAACCUUCCCCGUCGGCUCCUCAUCUUCUUCUUCCUCCUCUUCCAGCGACCUUACGAACCCCGUUCCUCCGAUCCCCUCCGACGCCGGGGUUUCUUGCUGGUCCCUCUUCGACGACCUCUACUUCGACACCAUCUACGACCCCUCGGAGGUCGAAGAUGUCUCCUUUGUGCCGAUCGAUCUCCCUCCCGGCGAGUCCCCCGUCACAGUCGGUUCGGUCGUUUCGAAAUGGAGGAAGCAGCAGUGGGCCGGGCCGACAAACUCCCAUCUGGCUUCCGGGCUCUGGAGUCUCAGCCGCGAGCAGGGCAACAAGCUUCUGGCUAGCCGGUUCAAGAGCGAUUGCCUUUACAUAUGCGAUUGGCCCGGAUGCGUACACGCAGAAGAGAAGCGGAAAUACAUGCUCUUUAGGGGGGUCUUCAAGAACUUCAAGCGAUCGAGAGUGUGGAAGACGAUAGUCGACUCGAACAGAGGCAAGAUCGAGCUGUCGUGUGCAUUCUGCGCCUGCAGGGAGACCUGGGAUCUCCACUCUGCAUUUUGCUUGAGGAGGGUCUUUGGGUUUCAUGACGACGGGGAACCCGUGGUCAGGGCAUACGUUUGCGAGAAUGGCCAUGUCUCAGGGGCAUGGACUGACAGACCAUUGUUUGCCUAAAUUAAGAUUUCCACUCCCAACCUUUUUCCAUAUGCGAUUUUGAUUUUGGUGUGAAUAAAGAUGGCAUCCUGCUAAUGUCAA